CUUCUAUUAUUCCCCUAAUUAUUAUUUGUUCAGGUUAAAACUAAAAACUUGCAUAUUUUCCGUAGAUACCCGAUAAACAGGAACAGUCUCGUUGAACUUUACCAUCAAAAGCGAUGUUGUAAGAAGGCCUAUUACGCUUUCCUACAACUGAAAAUGAGUCGUUCACUGGACGAGUUCUCCAGAAGGUCUCACAAUGACAGUCCACCAUUAAAACGUCAAGCUAACAGUCUUCAGUUCAGUGGAGGGAAAUCAGAAGGCUACGAUGAAUACUUCGAUCCUCCGUUGGAGAAUAAGUAUGAAUGUCCAAUAUGCCUGCUUGGUCUGAGAGAACCGGUACAGACAGAAUGUGGGCAUCGUUUCUGCAGAGGCUGCAUUUUACGUUCACUAAGGGAGUCAGGCAAUAGAUGCCCAGUGGAUAAUGAGCCUCUUACUGAAUCAGGACUCUAUCCAGACAACUUUGCUAAGAGAGAAAUGAGUUCCUUCACUGUUUGGUGCAGACACAAGAAAGACAGAGGGUGUUCUUGGAAUGGACCAUUGGGAAAACUGGAGGAGCAUAUGAAAAUGUGUCCAUUUUCUGAUGUCAAGUGUCCCAAUUCCUGUGGCAAGAAGAUCCAACUACAACGACUUGAAGAGCACAUGGAAAAAGACUGUGAAAAGCGUAAAACUGAAUGCCCAUUUUGCCACAACAGUAUUUUUGUAUCUGAAGCUAAGAUCCACGAAAAAGAAUGUCCUGAGGCACCUUUGGAAUGUAAAAAGUGCGGCAAGAAGGAUAUCCCAAGAAAUCAGAUGCCCAACCAUUCAGAGAAUGACUGCCCAAAGGAAAAAUCUAGGUGUCCUCUGUUCUAUCUGGGCUGUACAUUUGAGGGCUACAAUCCAGAUGUUUCCAAACACAUUGCAGACAAACAGGUUCAACAUUUCAAAGACCUUGCUAAAACAGUGCAAAAGCUACAAGAACGACCAGCGGCAACAGCAGUUGUGCGAUCUGCAGGUCCAAGUACUUCACACGAAGAACCUUUCAGACAAGAACUAAGACCUGUAAGCCUUCAACMACCACGGCAACCACUGAGAAGUAAUGAUGCACUUGAGGAAAAGAUAUUGAAACUAGAAGAAAGAGUGAUUGAACUGGAAGGGAGGGUGAGUGCCGGAACUUUUAUCUGGAAGAUUGACAAUUUUACGUACCAGCGUGGUCAGGCAAUGGACAAUACAGUACCUGCUAUCCACUCACCACCCUUCUACACUAGCCUGUAUGGGUACAAGAUGUGUCUAAGAAUGAACCUGAAUGGUGUUGAUAGUGGGUUUGGUCACCAUCUCUCUCUCUUUGUGCACAUGAUGAGAGGAGACUGGGAUGAUAUAUUGGAGUGGCCGUUCACAGGCCGCAUUACAUUGGCCAUACUGGAUCAAAGUGAGAAUGUAGAGUUUCGUCGUCCAAUAAGCGAAACUCUGGUUGCCAAGCCCAACCUUUUGGCCUUUCAGAAGCCGACAACAGCRAGGAACCAUAAGGGGUAUGGUUAUGUUGAGUUUUGUCAGAUUGAGCAGUUGUUACGUGAUGGUCAGUUYGUGAAGAAUGACGUCAUGUUGGUUCGUAUUCAGGUCUUUCACUAAGUACAAACCACUGAUCUGCCAAUGCAGCAUGCCGUGUUCAUUGUAUUCUAGCAUAUGACUAAAUACUACUGCUAGGUUCGUCCCACGCAGUUAGCAUCACAUUUGAGAAGAGUUUCUAGUUGGUUCUCUCCUGUUCUUUGAAGGAUAUCUCCAGAUUCUC
Messenger RNA from Actinia tenebrosa (Australian red waratah sea anemone), 1762 nucleotides. RefSeq names its product TNF receptor-associated factor 6. The record is from RefSeq and is a predicted model, not a curated record. Lineage: Eukaryota; Metazoa; Cnidaria; Anthozoa; Actiniaria; Actiniidae. Gene Ontology annotation, biological process: regulation of canonical NF-kappaB signal transduction; lipopolysaccharide-mediated signaling pathway; protein ubiquitination. Gene Ontology annotation, cellular component: plasma membrane signaling receptor complex. Gene Ontology annotation, molecular function: zinc ion binding; ubiquitin protein ligase activity; tumor necrosis factor receptor binding.